CUCAUUUCCUACAAAAUUCCUAUUCUGUGAUAAUCCUAUCCAAUGAACAAAAAGAGGCGUAAGAUUCGCCCGCAUCUCCUUCGAUUCCUUCCUCAGUUUGUCUCGGAAUCCGGCAAGAUCGGAGGUCUCGCCGGAACCCGGCGUUGGCCGUACCGACCCCGGCUGGAUCUCCGGGCUCAAGAGUUAUUGAUGGUUCUUGGGAUCCAGAGGGUGUGGCUGAGGAGUUCUCGGCGAUGAGCAGGCUGGCGUCGGAGCUCCACCGGUUGCGGAGGUCGCCAUGGGAGGUGCUGUGCUCCGCGCUGGUAUCAUGCGGCCUGGUUCUCUUCUCGCAGCUCGCCGUGGCCAUAGUGCCCCGCCUCCUCCCAUCCAUCUCCCUCCUCGCCAUGCUCCCCGUCGCAGGUUUGGUAUUCCUGGCGGCUAUUCUGGUGGGCAGGUUCUGGAGGAGGUUCAUCGGAGUGGCCGCGUCGGCGCCGCUGUUCGUGCUGUUCAACGUGCUGUUUUUGUGGGGCGUCUACCUAUUCGUCAUCCGGAGAGAUACCUCUUCUCUACUAGACAUGCUGAUUAAUGCUGAGUGUGCACUGCUUCUGUGGGGACUUUACAGGAUUCUUUCUGGUGAUCCCGGCAUUGUUGCAUACGAAUCUUCAUUUUUGGAAGAGGCUGGCUGCAAGGAUUUCGUGGAUGCUAUAUGCUCGAGUGAGUAUCCAUCACUCUCAAGGGUGAGGCAUUGUAACUGUUGCAAAGCAAAUGUUAGAGGUUAUGACCACCAUUGCCCUGCAUUUGGUAAUUGCAUAGGACAGAAAAAUCAUAGGCUAUUUAUGGCACUUUUGACAGGAUUUGUUGUUGCUGAAUCGACAUAUACAAUGUGUUCAACUAAAUAUAUAACUAGUUGCAUAACCUCAGGAACUUUAAGAACUGAGAAUCAUUUGUCUCUAAACAUGGUGAUCGGCACAAUGCUCUUCUCAGUCCUCCAAGUGAUAUGGCAGGUUGUGUUCCUGAUAUGGCAUGUGUACGGCAUCUGCUUCAACAUCAGGACGGAUGAGUGGAUAAACUGGAAGAAAUAUCCUGAAUUCCAAAUGAAGGAACAGCCUCAGUCAGAUUUUGAAGUCAAGUUUGUCAAUCCAUACGACAAAGGCAUGCUUUGUAACAUUAGGGAGUUCCUGAAGCCGAAAUAAUACAAGUAUAAUCUAAAACGCACCGAGACCGGAGAACACCCACUCAAGAUUCCUGAAGAUAUUUUUUGCCUGUUACUGUACCACUGAUUCAUAUUCAUUGGUUUGUGUAUCAUUUGGACUGUGGCAGUUCAGAGUCUGUCUUAAUACGAGCAAUUAACAUUUUUUGAAAA
Molecule: messenger RNA, 1342 nt
Organism: Aegilops tauschii subsp. strangulata
Lineage: Eukaryota; Viridiplantae; Streptophyta; Magnoliopsida; Poales; Poaceae
Biological process (GO): protein targeting to membrane; peptidyl-L-cysteine S-palmitoylation
Cellular component (GO): Golgi apparatus; endoplasmic reticulum
Molecular function (GO): protein-cysteine S-palmitoyltransferase activity
Source: RefSeq, a predicted model, not a curated record